Molecule: messenger RNA, 2871 nt
Organism: Drosophila busckii
Lineage: Eukaryota; Metazoa; Arthropoda; Insecta; Diptera; Drosophilidae
Gene: DAT
Product: sodium-dependent dopamine transporter
Exons: 8
Coding region: 260-2140 (626 amino acids)
Biological process (GO): sodium ion transmembrane transport; dopamine uptake involved in synaptic transmission
Cellular component (GO): presynaptic membrane; neuron projection; neuronal cell body membrane
Molecular function (GO): dopamine:sodium symporter activity
Source: RefSeq, a predicted model, not a curated record
AAUGUUUUAACUAAAUUUUAAUUAUGUGUGCCAUUUAAAGUGAGUUCAGUGCGCUUGGGACUGUUUAUUAUUGCCAUUUAUAAUUUUUGUUAGCUGUUGAAACUUGUUAAACCCUUGAAAACAAUGGAUUGGUGUAUGUGCCUGCAUUGAGUUCGGAACUGCUAAAGACUGGUGGAUUAGCGUGUGCGUUGGCUGGUGUGUUGGCAACUAAAACGACGACGACGUUUUGGCCAAGGAUACGGACAUCGUCGCAACGGCGAUGUCAUCGACAGGACAAAUAGCAAAGACAACCACGCCACAUGAUAACGAUAAUAAUAGCAAUAACGAUCAGCGUGAGACAUGGAGCGGCAAGGUGGAUUUUUUAUUAUCGGUUAUUGGAUUCGCCGUCGAUUUAGCAAACGUCUGGAGAUUUCCCUAUUUGUGCUACAAAAAUGGCGGUGGCGCUUUUCUGGUGCCCUACUGCAUUAUGUUGAUUGUGGGUGGCAUCCCGCUGUUCUACAUGGAAUUGGCAUUGGGACAGCAUAAUCGCAAGGGCGCCAUCACUUGUUGGGGUCGAUUGGUGCCGCUCUUUAAGGGCAUAGGUUAUGCAGUUGUGCUCAUAGCGUUCUAUGUGGAUUUUUAUUAUAAUGUGAUCAUAGCCUGGUCGCUGCGUUUCUUUUUUGCCUCCUUUACCAGCGUGCUGCCUUGGACGUCCUGCAACAAUGCCUGGAAUACACCCAACUGCAGGCCGUUCGAGGGUCAAAGUCAGCGUGCUAUAGUGGGCAAUCUAAGUGAUUUCUAUGCGUUUAAUAAUCAAAGCGCUUUCUUUGCCAAUGAAACUUAUGCAAAUGUUAGCCUGGCCAGCUUGGCGCCCGUUGUGCCCGUCGAGCGUUUUGAGUCUGCUGCAUCCGAGUACUUUAAUCGCUAUAUACUGGAGCUGAAUCAGAGCCAGGGACUGCAUGAUCUGGGCCAGAUACGCUGGGAUGUGGCGCUUUGUUUGCUGAUGGUUUAUUUAAUUUGUUACUUUUCGCUGUGGAAGGGCAUCAGUACGUCCGGCAAAGUGGUUUGGUUUACGGCCUUGUUUCCUUAUGCUGUGCUGCUGAUAUUGCUCAUACGCGGCAUUACCCUGCCUGGGUCGGCCAUGGGCAUAGCCUAUUAUUUGAAUCCCAAUUUCGAAGCCAUCUACAAGGCUGAAGUGUGGGUGGAUGCAGCCACGCAGGUGUUCUUCUCGCUGGGCCCUGGCUUUGGUGUGCUGCUCGCCUACGCAUCGUACAACAAAUAUCACAACAAUGUGUACAAGGAUGCGCUGUUAACGAGCUUCAUUAACUCCGCCACGAGCUUUGUGGCUGGCUUUGUGAUAUUCUCGGUGUUGGGUUACAUGGCGCACACGUCUGGCGUUAAUAUUGAGGAUGUGGCCACCGAGGGACCGGGCCUGGUGUUUGUUGUCUAUCCAGCUGCCAUUGCCACCAUGCCGGGCAGCACAUUCUGGGCGUUGAUAUUCUUUAUGAUGCUGCUCACGCUCGGACUGGAUAGUUCGUUUGGCGGCUCGGAGGCAAUCAUAACCGCCUUGAGCGAUGAGUUUCCCAAGAUACGCAAGAAUCGCGAACUCUUUGUCGCCGGCUUAUUCUCUUUGUACUUCGUUGUGGGCUUGGCCAGCUGCACACAGGGCGGCUUCUAUUUCUUUCAACUGCUGGAUCGCUAUGCCGCCGGCUACUCCAUAUUGAUAGCUGUGUUCUUUGAGGCCAUUGCAGUGUCCUGGAUUUAUGGCACCAAGCGCUUCAGCGAGGACAUACGCGACAUGGUGGGUCAUCCGCCCGGCACAUACUGGAUGGUCUGCUGGAAGUUUGUGGCGCCCAUUUUUCUGCUCUUCAUUACGGUCUACGGACUGCUGGACUAUGAGCCGCUGAAGUAUGCGGACUAUGUGUAUCCCGACUGGGCAAACGCUCUGGGCUGGAGCAUAGCGGGCUCCUCGGUGAUUAUGAUACCCACGGUGGCGAUUUACAAGCUCUUGACCACACCCGGCAGUCUGCGCCAGCGUCUGCGCAUACUCACCACGCCCUGGCGGGAUCAGCAGCUGGCAAUGAAUGGCGUCACCACCGAGGUGACUGUCACUUUGGUGCGUCUGGCUGAUGCGGAGGUUAGUGAGGCGGCUGAUGUCUGAGUUCGACCGCUGGCGCGUUUUCCAGUUUAUUACGUCUAGAUUUGAAAAUUUACCAACAACUUGGUUCACAUAGCUUAGUUUAUAGAGCGCCGGAGUGCAAACUUUGGCUAAAUAAUGCAAAUUUCGCAUACAACGUACUUACUUAGAGGUUUCCAUGCCAGAAAAACGGAAAAUUUAAAUCAAAUUGUUGCAGCCUAAGCUUAAGACUCUACCCACUAGUGUUGCAUUUAAAUAUUAUUAUAAAAUAUAUAACGCUUACGUAUGGUUUGUAAAUGGAAAAUACGCUGUGUAGAUAAUACAGAAUCAAGAAUCACUCAAAGAUUUCGAUUAGUAUAUGCAACAGGGAAUUGUCCCAUGUACGUGCGACAUUUUGUCUAUGUACAUAGCUUUAUUAUUUAGUGCGUAUCUAGUAUAUGUAUCUGUGUAGCAGAAGCUUUAAACUCAACUUACUCACAAGCCUGUAUAUAGGACUCAAUGCAGUUCAUAGCUUGUGAAAAACAAAAUACUAUUUAGUAUUAUUAUUAAUUUAAUCCAAGCUUUUAUUGCUGCACAAAGUCUUUUUUACACAGCCAUAAAAAGAUUUUGUGCUUGUUAGUUUAGCUAAAUUUGUUAUUAUUCGCAAACAGAAGCAAAGUUGGCAGCCAUCAAAAUCUUAAGUUGCAGCUUUAUUUUGUGUGUGGAAAAUUCAAUGCAUUUUCAUGCAGCCAUAUGAAAAUGCAAUGCAAUGAACA